GCAGCUCGAGAAUUGGCCCCCACGCUUUGAUCCCUCAUCGGCGCUGCCUAACACGACAUACUUAGCCUGCUUGAACCCUCCAGCUUCCCCUCACGUACUCCAUGCGUCCCUAGUAUCCCGUUUUUCUGUAUGCCUGACCACCUGGCAACCACCUCUCCAGCACAUAUUCCCUACCUCCAACAUAUCCAUACUUGGGGUUAGACCAGCGCCGACAAUGGCGCAGCUCGGCGCAAAAGGGCACAAGGCCCUGGCCGCAAACAUGAGCGCCCGUCGCUGCUCAGUCGCGCUGGGCCGUGGGGGUAGCAGCUCUAGCAGCUCUAGCUCCAGUUCUGGUAGCAUCGCGCAAGCCCCGGCCGGCGCCCGCCUCUCGUCGACCGACAACGGCAAGCCAACCUUCAAGGGCCAGAUGAUGCAGGGCAUCACGCAGCGCCUGGCCAAGGAGAAGGCCGACAGGGAGCGCAUGGAGCGCGAGCGCCAGACGAGCGCCCCCGCACGCAACGCCGCCACGUCGUUUGUAAUCCUCUUCGCCUCGGCCGUUGCCUACUACAUGGGCACCAAGCUGCCUCACGACCCCGACCCAGCCUCGACGGUGCCGCUCAGCGGGGCGCCGCAGCUCAGGCAGGUCAGCCAGGACGAGCUGCAGGCGGCCUGGGCGGACCUCGUGGCCAUCGUGGGCAAGGAGAACAUGAGCACCUCGGACUCGGCCCUCGACAGCCACUCGGGCUCGUCGUGGUCGUCACACCCGCGCCAGCCCGACGAGCGGCCCUUUUGCGUCGUGUGGCCGCGCACGACGGACGAGGUCUCGCGCAUCAUGAAGGUGCUGCACUCGCGCCGCAUCCCCGUCACGGGCUAUAGCGGCGGCACCUCGCUCGAGGGCCACUUCUCGCCGACGCGCGGCGGCGUCGUCGUCGACUUUGGCCGCAUGGGCCGCGUCGUGUCCAUCAACAAGGCCGACCUCGACGCCAUCGUGCAGCCGGGCCUGGGCUGGGAGGCGCUCAACGACGCCCUGGCCGAGCACGGGCUCUUCUUCCCGCCCGACCCGGGCCCGGGCGCCAUGAUCGGCGGCAUGAUCGGCACCGGCUGCAGCGGCACAAACGCCUACCGCUACGGCACCAUGAAGGACUGGGUGCUGUCGCUGACGGUCGUGCUGGCCGACGGCACCGUCGUCAAGACGCGCCAGCGGCCCCGCAAGAGCUCGGCCGGCUACGACCUCACGCGCCUCUUCGUCGGCUCCGAGGGCACCCUGGGCCUGGUGACCGAGGCCACGCUGCGCCUGGCCGUCAAGCCCGCCUCCACCUCGGUCGCCGUCACCACCUUCCCCAGCAUCCGCCGCGCCGCCGACUGCGUGGCCGCGGUCGUGGGCGCCGGCGUCCAGGUCGCCGCCGUCGAGAUCCUCGACGACGCCCAGAUGCGCUGCAUCAACGAGGCCGGCAUGACGACGCGCCACUGGAAGGAGGCCCCCACGCUCUUCUUCAAGUUCGCCGGCACCCCGGCCGCCGUCAAGGAGCAGGUGGCCCUGGUCCAGACCAUGGCAAAGGGCACGGGAUCCACCAGCUUCGACUUUGCAAAGAACGCCGACGAGCAGGCCGAGCUGUGGAGCGCCCGCAAGGAGGCCCUCUGGAGCACCGCCGCCGUCAAGAAGGACGGCGACCACAUCUGGACCAGCGACGUGGCCGUGCCCAUCUCGCGCCUGCCCGACAUCAUCGAGGAGACCAAGCGCGACAUGAAGGAGAGCGGCCUGUUUGGCACCAUUGUCGGCCACGCGGGCGACGGCAACUUUCAUACAAUCCUCGUCUACAACGAUCAGCAAAGACAGGCUGCCGUCGACUUUGAGCACCGGAUGGUGAAGAGGGCCAUCGAGAUGGAAGGCACUGUGACUGGCGAACACGGCGUCGGACUGGUCAAGAGGGACUACCUCCCCCACGAGCUCGGCGAGUCCGCCGUCGAUCUGAUGCGCAAGAUGAAGCUGGCAUUUGACCCGCUCUGCCUGCUCAACUGCGACAAGAUUGUGCGGAUGCAGAAGCCCAAGGCGGGCGAGGUUGGCGAGUGGUGAGGCACGUGGUUAAUAUAGGUGUAAUAUCACUUUGGCUCAGUAUACACGAGGCACCCACUGCCUCAGUACCUCCUCCCAUAGGCGCCUAAAGUUGGAUUCCCCAUGUGAGCAAAGCAGGUGGGCCAUAAUACAAAAGCCAACGCGAGCUUUCGUCUCUCCUCACA
Messenger RNA from Gaeumannomyces tritici R3-111a-1, 2217 nucleotides. RefSeq names its product D-lactate dehydrogenase. Lineage: Eukaryota; Fungi; Ascomycota; Sordariomycetes; Magnaporthales; Magnaporthaceae. Bases 215 to 2053 code for a protein of 612 amino acids. Gene Ontology annotation, molecular function: FAD binding; D-lactate dehydrogenase (NAD+) activity; D-lactate dehydrogenase (cytochrome) activity. Gene Ontology annotation, biological process: lactate catabolic process. The transcript is spliced from 4 exons. The record is from RefSeq and is a predicted model, not a curated record. Gene Ontology annotation, cellular component: mitochondrion.